AUGCCAGACCUCAACUCUGUGCCACCCUCUCCCCACUCCCUCGCCGCAUCCCGACGACAGUCAUCCAGCCAGAUGCCCCCUCCGCCUCCGCCACAUGCCCAGGCUCAAGCUCAGGCUCAAAGUCAACCACAUCCGAUUCCGACCUCUCCUUCCCUCAACAUUCUGCCGUCGAACCAGGCUGCGGUGAAUCAAACUUCGACAUCUUCCUUGCCUUCGCCGCGCCUUGCGCCGUCCGCAACGGUGUCGACUCCGCCCUCUAUAGAUAAUGCCAUUCCCAUAGUUGGGGCCGGUCCUGGUCCGCUACGGCAUCCGAGACCCUUGACAGCGGCAGAACUACACUUGGAGCUUGAGAAGGAGCAAGAGGCAGUGGUCAACCGGCUAACUCGGGAGCUGUCUUUACUACGCGCGGCCCACAACGCAUCAGUUGUGUCCAACACAUCAUCAACGUCUAAUAGUACGGCAGCGAACAUCGAACAGCAUGCAUCGGAUCCGAACCACUUGCUAUCAGGGUCCGGCUUCUCGAUUCCUUCGUCCACCGGCCGCCGUCACCACCGGACCUCGUCCAGCACCAGCACACGUAGUCAAACAGGCUUGGUGGGCUCGUUCAGCACCACCUCUGUGGUUGGAAUAUCAGCACCAGCGCCUACUCGUCCUUCGGCACGAGAGUUGAGCCGGCAUGACAGCACUGCCUCGCAUCGGAGCCAAACUAGCUCGCCGGGGCCACGAUCGCAACCCCACUCGUUCACACAGUCUCACCUAGGAGAUCCGGCGAUGGCGGGUUACUUCCACGCUCGCGGGGCAGCCCCUACCUCUGUGCUGGGUGCAACGCCAAGCAGCACUAGCGAGCUUUCGCCUGGAAUCCUUCAGGGCACUACCCGCUACGAAGAGACUGCGUACUGGCGUACGGAACUCGAUUCUGUGAAGCGAGAGAACGAGUCGCUCAAGCGCAGGGUUCGAGAGCUAGAGCGACACAUCCGAGACCGAAGGGCCAGCGACGCUAGUCGCGGGCGUAGCGAGAGCGUGAGCACAACGGCGAGUGUCAGCGUCACCGCAGCUGGCGGCGGCGGCGGCGGCACAGGGAUAGCAGGGCGUCGAGAGGGAGGUCGAGAUCGCGUGGUGAGCACCCUGAGUGUCGCUGGGAGCGUGGGCGUUGGUGUGCCCGAAGAUGAAGUCCAAGUUGGGGAGAGUGCUGCUAGUGCCGGUCUAGGACCAGGCGGCAGCGGCGCUGCAGGUCGAUCGGGCGCGAACUGA
This is a messenger RNA of Thyridium curvatum, 1251 nucleotides long. RefSeq lists its product as uncharacterized. Lineage: Eukaryota; Fungi; Ascomycota; Sordariomycetes; Thyridiales; Thyridiaceae. The record is from RefSeq and is a predicted model, not a curated record. Bases 1 to 1251 code for a protein of 416 amino acids. The transcript is spliced from 2 exons.